Messenger RNA from Protobothrops mucrosquamatus (brown spotted pit viper), 785 nucleotides. RefSeq names its product ADP/ATP translocase 2. The transcript has 3 exons. The record is from RefSeq and is a predicted model, not a curated record. Gene Ontology annotation, molecular function: ATP:ADP antiporter activity. Gene Ontology annotation, cellular component: mitochondrial inner membrane. The coding region runs from base 13 to 783 and encodes 256 amino acids. NCBI's taxonomy places the organism in Eukaryota, Metazoa, Chordata, Lepidosauria, Squamata, Viperidae. Gene Ontology annotation, biological process: mitochondrial ATP transmembrane transport; mitochondrial ADP transmembrane transport.
CAACAUGCCAGCAUGCAGAUCACGGCCGAGCAACAGUACAAGGGCAUCAUCGAUUGUGUGGUCCGAAUCCCCAAGGAACAAGGGGUCCUCUCCUUUUGGCGGGGCAACUUCGCCAACGUGAUCCGCUACUUCCCCACACAAGCUCUCAACUUUGCCUUCAAAGACAAGUACAAGCAGAUCUUCUUGGGCGGCGUUGACAAAAGAACCCAGUUCUGGCGUUACUUUGCAGGCAACCUGGCGUCGGGGGGCGCUGCCGGAGCCACGUCGCUCUGCUUCGUCUACCCUCUUGAUUUUGCCCGAACGCGCCUGGCUGCAGAUGUGGGCAAAGCCGGGGCUGAACGAGAGUUCAAAGGUCUCGGCGACUGCUUGGUGAAGAUCUUCAGGUCCGACGGUCUUCGUGGGCUCUACCAAGGCUUCAACGUCUCUGUCCAGGGAAUCAUCAUUUACAGAGCAGCGUAUUUUGGCAUUUAUGACACCGCAAAAGGAAUGCUUCCCGAUCCAAAGAACACUCACAUUUUAAUUAGCUGGAUGAUCGCACAGACGGUAACGGCCGUUGCAGGCCUGACCUCAUAUCCCUUCGACACUGUCCGGCGGCGUAUGAUGAUGCAAUCUGGACGCAAAGGAGCCGACAUCAUGUACUCUGGGACCAUGGAUUGCUGGCGGAAGAUUGCGCGCGACGAGGGCGGCAAAGCGUUUUUUAAGGGUGCGUGGUCCAACGUCCUCAGAGGAAUGGGCGGUGCUUUCGUCCUAGUCUUGUACGACGAAAUCAAGAAGUACACAUAAAC